Molecule: messenger RNA, 3216 nt
Organism: Theileria equi strain WA
Lineage: Eukaryota; Apicomplexa; Aconoidasida; Piroplasmida; Theileriidae
Product: phosphatidylinositol 4-kinase family protein
Exons: 4
Coding region: 1-3216 (1071 amino acids)
Biological process (GO): phosphatidylinositol-mediated signaling; phosphatidylinositol phosphate biosynthetic process
Cellular component (GO): membrane; cytoplasm
Molecular function (GO): 1-phosphatidylinositol 4-kinase activity
Source: RefSeq, a predicted model, not a curated record
AUGUGUUCAGCUGAUGCGGUCGCCUUGUACCUGAAUUACCGCAAAAGUCUACUAGAUAAACGCCUGUCAAGGAUAAAUGGAUCCGUCGCUCAAACUUACAGUUACAGUCACAUAUCAAUUGUUGAUACAGGGCCUCCAAAGGUAGACCUAAACACAAGUUCCACCUUCAAGGAUCCUGUUCGUCUAAAGUUAAAGGAUUUAGAACACAUAUUAGACAAAGAUGUCUGCCUAUAUGUAGAUGCGAUUGCCAAGUACUUGAUAAACUGCUCGCUCCAUUCUGGCUUCGUGUUAGUCAGUAAGAAGCGCAAUGUGCAGAUCUAUAAGAACAUAUUCGGACAUCUUAAGGGGAAGGAGUUUAAUCGGAGGUUAAAGUUUGGCUACUCUCUCAAAUUCUCCCGGAAAACAUGGGCAUGGAGAGUGAGGAAGGUUGUAUUCUCAAAGUCUAGAACAUCUGUAAAAAGGUACAUUUACAAACUCAUAAACUGUUUUUUGUAUAUUAAGGAAUGUAUUUGGGGCGUAAAGUUUAAUCAAAGAUGCCUCAAAUACCUCUUAAAUCAAAUACCAAGAUGCAAAAAUACACACGGCUCCUGGGAAAACGUAAGGAUUUUUAAAUGCAGUAAAGAAAUUUAUACACUCUUAUCAAGCUCUUAUUUGGUAUCAAAUGUAUUAUUUGCGGAUAAUGAUCUUUUCCGCAAUGUUAUGGCCUCUGAGAUCCAUCUAUGGCGUUCAUUUGAUCCAGAGUAUGUAAAGGAAAUAGCAACAUCACUAUUGCUUCUAAAUAUUUUGGAUGUGAACAAAAAUGGUAAAUCCAGGAUCGAUGAGUUUAAAACGAUGCUUAAUAGGAGCUUUAAUGAGUGUCUAUAUCGCAAUGUUAUUGCCGGAAACACCGGAUGUGUAAAGUAUGUAAGGCAAUUUUAUGCAGUUAUGAAUAUGGAUGUGCCACUAAACCCAGAAUAUCAUUUAUAUCGGUGUUUUCCGUACAACCUAACAUUAGAAAAUUUACCACUUGAAGAAAGGAUUCAAGACGUAAUAUUUAUUGCAAAAUCUCUUCUCCACAAAAAGACGAAAAGUAAUGUUUGGAGAGUUGUUCAGAUGCUGUCUCGCUACUUUUCACAAGGCUCCCUAAAGUUUGGCUACUUGGAAUGUUGCUAUCCAUACACUUGUGUAAAAUGUACCGGUAUUUUUACGUCAAUUUACUGCGGGCUCUUUGACCUUUUAGUAUUGCUGAGAAGCAUUGAAUUUUAUUCUAGCCAUUUACUUCUUGCCAGGAUGCUGAUAAAGUACGAAAUACAAAGGAUAAGGGCCGGAUUUUGGAGGGAUGAGGCAUGUCUCAACAAGCCUAACGAGUUACCUAAAUCAAGGUUUGAACCGUUUAUAAACAAAAGCCACAUAGAUUAUGGAUGGAAACUACAAGAAGUAAUUCGUGAAAAAUGUCUACUUAAAUGCCUAAGCCACAAGGAUAGUGUUGCAAUAAGACAACGGAGCAUAACACAUUAUAAAAAAUGCCCGGUGUAUCUACGAUUGCUAUCAGCCAUCUAUCAUCAUAUUAGUAUGGUAGAUGUUACUUAUGCAAUUGAAAAGCUUGUAGAUUCUAGUGGACCAGUUAUAUUAGAGCAUCUGGGAGAUCACUCAUACCGUACUAGGGAUAAUCUAGGAAUUUUCACAAAUGAUUUGAAUAUAAAGGGUCCAGUGGCUUUAAUAGCAAAUAUUUACAUGGGUAAAAUGAAUCUUUCCAGAUCCCUUUCUUCUCUCAUUAUUAAAGGUGAAUUAAAUAUAAUAGAAAGAACACAAGCUUGUCUUUCAUUAUCCAGAAAUUUAAAUUUGGUAGAUUUCACACUUCCCCAAAUAGUUCAAUCUGUAGCUAUAGACCCAGGAAACAGGGUGUUAAAUUUGCUAAAUACGGCCCUGACGAACGAAAACGUGAGCGAUAUGAUUUACUAUUAUCUGGCAUGUCUGGUUCACUCCACAAAUCCAUACGUAACGAAAAAGGCUGCCACUAUAUUGGUACGUUACAUCUGUAUGAAGAUUAUUAAUAAACAGAGUUAUAUAUUUAACAAACUUCCAAAGGAUUCCAAGGUUAUUCAUAGGGAACAAAUUUUAUUCCAUGGAAAAUUGCUCAGCUUAAGUCGUGCGCUCUGUGAUGUUCCAGUCAAAAAGAGGUCGGAGGAGUUGUCCAAACAUAUUAAAAUUUUAUCUGAUUAUAUAAAGAAUGGAUUAGACUUGCACCUCUUUAAAGACUCGUACAAAUCAGAUGUAACUGAUCGCUCAGUAGCUGGUAUAAAUGAGGAUUCUGUAAAACUCCUAAAGUCAGCUACACGUUCUCCAUUUGUCUUAUCUUUCAAAACAAAAACUGGAAAGGAAAUUAGCUACAUUUACAAAAUGAGGGAUGAUUUAAGACAAGACAAUUUGGUGGUUCAACUCAAGUCAUUCAUGCUAAAGGUGUUUGCAGAGCAUAAUCUAGACAUUUUCUUGCAACCGUUUCUCAUACUACCAUACUCUAGCGUUUUGCACCAAAUGUUUUCAAAUCCUUUGGAAAAUGAAAACAUUUCUCCGGAGUUAUCAAAGAAUUUACCGUUGGAGGUUGGCGGCAUUGUUGGAUUAAUACCAGGCACUGUUAGUAGACAUCAAAUUGGGAAGGACAAUUUCACCUCCCUUGUGCACUUUUUUGUACAUACGUUUGGAGACCGAAACUCACCAAAGUUCUCAAGGGCCAUUGAAAAUUUUAUCAAAUCCCUAGCAGGGUAUUCACUAUUGUGCUUCCUUCUUCAGGUCAAAGAUAGACACAAUGGAAACUUGCUACUCUCGGACAAGGGGCACAUAAUCCACAUUGACUUUGGAUUCAUAUUAGGAACAUCUCCAGCAGCCGAUGUAGCAUUUGAACAAGCUCCAUUUAAGCUUACCAAAGAAAUGAUCGAUUUACUUGGAGGCACAAAUUCCAGGAAUUUCAAGAUAUUUGCUAAUCUCUUGGUUAAUGGAUAUCUGGCAAUUAGAGCACAUGCAAAUGUACUCCUCACACUCGUCGAACUAAUGCAGCAUUCUACGAUCGCCUGCUUCAGGAACACAACCCUCAUUAAACUCAAGAAGAGGUUAAAGCUCCAAAGCACACCUCAGGAAGCCAAAGACUUUAUCAUUCGAAAAAUAUAUGCAGCGCUACAUAGCAAAACCACAAUUUUAUACGAUGUAGUUCAAGGCUAUCAACAAGGAAUUAAACGUUGA